Molecule: messenger RNA, 1288 nt
Organism: Myotis lucifugus (little brown bat)
Lineage: Eukaryota; Metazoa; Chordata; Mammalia; Chiroptera; Vespertilionidae
Gene: DAO
Product: D-amino acid oxidase
Exons: 11
Coding region: 151-1194 (347 amino acids)
Molecular function (GO): FAD binding; D-amino-acid oxidase activity
Source: RefSeq, a predicted model, not a curated record
ACUUUGACCCUGAGCUCCAGUCCCGGCUGGCGGGCAGAGGACUGAGGACAGGACACCCCAGAAAUCAGGAGCUUCCCCUUAGGAGACAGGACCCUGCACCCACAGCAGCUGCCUCAUUUCUCCAGAAGUUUGGCACACCCGGCUGGCACAAUGCGCGUGGUGGUGAUCGGAGCGGGCGUCAUUGGGCUGUCCACCGCCCUCUGCAUCCACGAGCGCUACCACUCGGUCCUGCAGUCGCUGGACUUGAAGAUCUACGCAGACUGCUUCACCCCGCUCACCAACACCGACGUGGCUGCUGGCCUGUGGCAGCCCUACCUCUCCGACCCCGGCAGCCAGCAGGAGGCGCAUUGGAACCGGCAGACCUUCGACUACCUCCUGAGCCACGUCCAUUCCCCCAACGCUGCAAACAUGGGCCUGGCCCCGAUCUCGGGCUACAACCUCUUCCAUGAAGCUGUUCCGGACCCUUCCUGGAAGGACAUAGUUCUGGGAUUUCGGAAGCUGACCCCCAGGGAGCUGGACAUGUUCCCCGAUUACAGCUAUGGCUGGUUCAACACAAGCCUGACUCUGGAGGGGAGGAGGUAUCUGCAGUGGCUGACUGAAAGGUUAACCGAGCGGGGAGUGAGGUUCUUCCAGCAGAAGGUGGAGUCUUUCGAGGAGGUGGCAAGAGGAGGCGCUGAUGUGAUUAUCAACUGCACCGGCGUGUGGGCCGGGGCGCUGCAGCCGGACCCGCUGCUGCAGCCAGGCCGGGGGCAGAUCAUUAAGGUGGAUGCCCCUUGGAUGAAGCACUUCAUCAUCACCCAUGACCUAGACAGAGGCAUCUACAAGUCCCCGUACAUCAUCCCAGGGAUCCAGGCAGUGACCCUUGGAGGCAUCUUCCAGCUGGGGAACUGGAACGAGGUGAGCAAUAGUGAAGACCACAACACCAUCUGGGAAGGCUGCUGCAGACUGGAGCCCACGCUGAAGGAUGCCAAAAUUGUUGCUGAAUUGACUGGCUUCCGGCCAGUACGCCCCCAGAUUCGGCUAGAGAGAGAACAGCUUUGCUUCGGGUCUUCAGACACAGAGGUCAUCCACAACUAUGGCCAUGGAGGCUACGGGCUCACCAUCCACUGGGGCUGUGCCCUGGAGGCGGCCAAGCUCUUUGGCGAGGUCUUGGAAGAAAGGAAGUUGCUCAGGAUGCCACCAUCUCACCUCUGAUGAUGCCAAUGACCACCGUCCCCCCCACAAGGACUUCCCGCUUUCCUCGGCCAACUAACUAAUCAAUGUGCUUCUCUCUAAGUCAGCGGUUCUC